ACUGGUCGAUAGCCAACUAUCGUAUUGUAUCGCCUAAUUACAAAAAAAUAAAUAUAAAUGAAGUGAAGCGGACGCAGCAACAAAAACAAAGAGAUUGCUACGAUCAAAAUGCUACGGGCAAUCGGGAAACGGGACAGGGACAUCUUCGAGGAAGUUUGGCCGGACAAAAGGCGAAUAGUUUUAAAGCUACUGCGCCAGGAUACGGUGUCACAGCGCGAAUGGCAGGACCUAUUCUUCGGCGUCCACUUCGUGUGCCUGUGGGACGAGAAGGGCGCGGCCAAGAUCUACGACUGCCUGCAGCAGGACAUCGUUGAGUUCAUCGUCCAGGCCCAAAGCCAGGUGCAAGCGCAACGGGGCGAGCAGGCCCUUCUGGCUACCUACAUUGUGGAGUGGCGCAAGUUCUUUACACAGUCCAACUACCUGCCACUGCCCUUUCGCCAGCUGGAGCAGUCGCCCCAGGUGAAGCCCUCCUCCAGUGGCAGCAGCUCCUCCGCAUCCGUCUCCGCCUCGGGAGCGAGUACGAGUGCCGCCGCGGCGGCAGCAGCCUCUUCCUGCAGCGGUCAGGCUGGAAAGUCUGGAGCCUCCACCUCAGCCGCAGCUGGAGCCUCCACAUCAGCCGCCGCUGCUGCAGCCUCCACAUCCGCCUCCACAAGUUCAGCAGCGGCAGCUGCAGCUGCUUCCGGAAGUGGGAGCUCCAGCAGCAGCACGUCUGCCUCCAAGAAAAACCCCACGGAGGACAGUCCUGUACGAAAACUCAUGCUGGACUCCUGGAACAAGCACAUCUUCCACGACAUCAAGCAUCGUCUGCAGGAGUCGGCCAUGAAGAUUGUGCACGCCGAACGGAACGGAGAUGCCUAUGAUGCCCAGCUAGUGGUAGGCGUGCGCGAGAGCUAUGUAAAUCUCUCUUCGAAUGCAGAGGACAAACUAGAGAUCUACAGGGAAAACUUUGAGAUGGCGUACCUUAAGGCCACUGCCGAGUUCUAUCGCCUGAAAUCCGCAGAGCAACAGCAGGAGAACGGAGUGCUGGCCUACAUGAAAUACGCCGACUCAAAGUUGCGUGAGGAGGAGGUCAGGGCCAAACGGUAUCUGGAGCCCAGCAGCUUCAGUAUACUUACUUACACGCUGGUCAAUGUGCUCAUAGUGGACCACCUCAACUCAAUCAUUGCCGAGUGUCCAGCUUUGAUCAGGGACUAUGAAACGGAGCGAUUGAAUCUCAUGUUCCGCCUGAUGGAUCGAGUGAUGCACGGCGUUGGCGUGGAGGCCAUGAUGGGUGACCUGCAGCGGCACAUCAUGUCUGCCGGACUGGCCGACAUGCUGUCCGCUUCGGAGGUGAUUACUCAGGAUUCGGAAAAGUACGUUGAGCGGCUACUUGAGCUGUUCAACAAGUUCAGCGAUCUGGUGCGCAACGCCUUUAACGACGAUCCCCGAUUCCUCACUGCCCGCGACAUCGCUUUUAAGACGGUAGUCAACGACACCAGCGUGUUCAAGAUGGAGCUACCCACGAGUAUCGCCAAUCGGGGUGUAAAGUACACAGCGCCGGAGAGCAAAUGCCCGGAACUACUGGCCAACUACUGCGACAUGCUGCUCCGGCGAACGCCGCUCAGCAAACGCCUCACCAGCGAACAGAUCGACGCCCGUCUGCGCGAUGUCCUCUUGGUCCUGAAGUACGUCAACAACAAGGACGUCUUUAUGCGCUAUCACAAAGUUCAUUUGACGAGGCGCUUGAUUUUGGGCACCAGUGCGGAUAGCGAGAAGGAGGAGGACAUCGUAGAGUGGCUGCGGGAGGUGGGCAUGCCGGCGGACUACGUGAAUCGGCUGGCGCGCAUGUUCCAGGACAUAAAGGUCAGCGAGGACUUAAAUACUCAAUUCCGCACCUCGAUAAGUCGGCACGAUGCUAUCAACAUUAAAAUACUCAACGCGGGUGCCUGGGCCCGCUGUUCGGAGCGAGUUUCGGUCUCACUGCCCAUCGAGCUCGAGGAUUAUAUCCCUGAUGUGGAGGAGUUUUACAAGAAGAAGCAUUCCGGCCGUAAGCUGCAGUGGUACCAUCACAUGAGCAAUGGCACUAUCACCUUUGUGAAUAACUUCGGGCGCUACGAUUUGGAUGUGACCACUUUCCAGAUGGCCGUCUUGUUUGCGUGGAAUCAGCGUCAGCAUGACAAAAUUUCUUACGAGAAUCUCCGCCUGGCCACAGAACUACCAGAUCCCGAACUGAGGCGAACGUUGUGGUCGCUGGUAGCGUUCCCCAAGAUAAAGAAACAGAUCCUGCUCAUGGAACCGGCGGCCAUCAGUUCGCCCAAGGACUUUGCCGAGAACACAAUGUUCUAUAUUAAUCAGGAGUUCGCUAUUGUCAAGAAUGGCAAGUCGCAGCGUCGUGGAAAGCUGAAUCUCAUCGGGCGCCUGCAAUUGAGCACAGAGCGCUCGCAGCAGGAGGACAAUCAGUCCAUUGUGCAACUGCGCAUUCUGCGCACACAAGAGGCCAUUAUCAAAAUCAUGAAAGUGCGCAAACGGAUGAACAACGCAGCGCUGCAGGGUGAACUCAUCGAUAUUUUGAAGAACAUGUUCCUGCCGUCCAAGAAGAUGAUCAAGGAGCAGCUGGAGUGGCUGAUCGAGAACAAGUAUAUGAGACGGGACGACGAUGAUAUCAACAUGUUCAUUUACGUGGCCUAAGCUAAGCAGCUGCUCGUGAUCCCGGCUCUAGUCUCAGUCCCGUCUAUGCAGUCAUUCCCAUUUCCAUUCCCUCACACGCUACUCCAAAAACUAUUGCUGCUGCGAUUUUAAUCUCAACGCCGACGUGCUCAAAGCACGCGCCCUUUUUCUGUCUACGGAAUUGGAUAAUUGUAUUAUAUGGAAACGUGAUUCGCUACUGACAUUGCGCCCUCAAAGCAUUUAAAAGACCCACACUCCAAUCGGCAGCCGCUUUCUCGUGUCCACGUCCUGUAUUUGUGAAACUUUGUAUUUUUAUAUUGGCCCACUGGCUGCUCUGCGUAGCUCUAGGUAUUAUGUUUUGUGCGCUACUUGCACCCUGGAAAUUCCGAGCCCACGCCCACGCCCUGCCCCCGAGUAAUAUCGAUCGAUAGCGUUAAUCUAAUCAACCUGCUGUUUUCUAUGUGUGUAGUUAUCCCUUGUUUGUUUCCGUUGCCUGGUCUUCUGUUGAUUCUUGGGUAUUUUGCAAUGUUCCACGUGAGACUCACAGACCUCCAGAAGAUUAAUGGGGAAGCCAAUUCUUCGUCUCCGGUCGCUCCCAGCAUGGAAUGCCUAAUCACACACAAACACUCACUCACACGGGAUCGCAAAACUAUAACUAAAAUAGCAAUACUUUAUGUUUAAGUUAAUGAAUAAAUUUGGUUCUACACAUAAUGAAAGCGAA
Drosophila sechellia is the source of this 3367-nucleotide messenger RNA. RefSeq names its product cullin 5 (gene Cul5). The transcript has 7 exons. Gene Ontology annotation, biological process: ubiquitin-dependent protein catabolic process. Lineage: Eukaryota; Metazoa; Arthropoda; Insecta; Diptera; Drosophilidae. Gene Ontology annotation, molecular function: ubiquitin protein ligase binding. Gene Ontology annotation, cellular component: cullin-RING ubiquitin ligase complex. The record is from RefSeq and is a predicted model, not a curated record. Bases 109 to 2667 code for a protein of 852 amino acids.